Messenger RNA from Glycine soja, 2653 nucleotides. Its product is annotated as zeaxanthin epoxidase, chloroplastic-like. The record is from RefSeq and is a predicted model, not a curated record. Lineage: Eukaryota; Viridiplantae; Streptophyta; Magnoliopsida; Fabales; Fabaceae. Gene Ontology annotation, biological process: abscisic acid biosynthetic process. Gene Ontology annotation, cellular component: membrane; chloroplast. Bases 285 to 2288 code for a protein of 667 amino acids. The transcript has 16 exons. Gene Ontology annotation, molecular function: zeaxanthin epoxidase activity; FAD binding; protein binding.
UUGCCACUGAGUUAUCCCACAAAGUGCCACAUGGCUUUGCGUUUUCCAUCUUUGGUGAAUGCCAAACAUUUUCUGUUCUGUCUCUAACCCCAAAAACGCUGCAACAAAUCACCACCUUUCCCUUCCUUUUUCCCCCCCUUAUUAGUGCCUGCUUCUCUUCUUUUUUAUAUUCAUGCAUAUCAUACGCCUUCACUUCCUCAACUUCAAGCAAUGAUCUAAUCUUUCACUUUUUGCAUUCCUUCCCUUCUCUUGUUGACUUUCUGUUGUUAGCUUUUCAUCACUCAAUGGCUCCUACCUUGACAUGCAACUCUUUCAAUCACUCAAUGGCAGUUUUCUCAAAAACCCAUUUCUCAAUUCCCAUGUUGAAAGAGCUUUCACUGGAUACUUCACCUUGUGUCAGUCAUGGAAGCAGAACAACAAAGCAAAGGAACACACUGAUGCCAAUCAAAGCAUCAGUGGCAGAGGUUCCCCCUGCUGUUAGGAAAACUGUGGAUGAAAAUGAAGGAGGAGGGGAUGGUGCCUCUCAGAAGAAGAAGCUCAGGGUACUUGUGGCUGGUGGAGGGAUUGGUGGCUUGGUGUUUGCUUUGGCUGCAAAGAGGAAAGGGUUUGAAGUGGUGGUGUUUGAGAAGGAUAUGAGUGCUAUAAGAGGGGAGGGGCAGUAUAGGGGUCCAAUUCAGAUACAAAGCAAUGCUUUGGCUGCUUUGGAAGCUAUAGAUUUGGAGGUUGCUGAAGAAGUUUUGAGAGUUGGUUGUAUCACGGGUGAUAGGAUCAAUGGGCUUGUGGAUGGGAUUUCUGGUUCUUGGUACAUCAAGUUUGAUACAUUCACUCCUGCAGCAGAGCGUGGGCUUCCAGUCACUAGAGUUAUUAGUCGAAUGGCUUUACAAGAAAUUCUUGCUCAUGCAGUUGGGGAAGAUGUCAUUAUGAAUGACAGUAAUGUUGUUGAUUUUGUUGAUCAUGGAGACAAGGUAACAGUGGAGCUGGAGAAUGGUCAGAAAUAUGAUGGAGAUCUAUUGGUUGGAGCAGAUGGGAUAUGGUCCAAGGUGAGGAAAAAGUUAUUUGGCCAAACAGAAGCUACUUACUCUGGCUAUACUUGUUACACUGGUAUUGCAGAUUUUGUGCCUGCGGACAUUGAAUCUGUUGGGUACCGAGUAUUCUUAGGACAUAAACAAUACUUUGUAUCUUCGGAUGUUGGUGCUGGAAAGAUGCAAUGGUAUGGAUUUCACCAAGAACCUGCUGGUGGUGCUGAUAUCCCCAAUGGAAAAAAGGAAAGAUUGCUUAAGAUAUUCAAGGGUUGGUGUGAUAACGUAAUUGAUUUGAUACAUGCCACAGAAGAAGAGGCAAUUCUUCGACGAGACAUAUAUGACAGGACGCCAACAUUUACAUGGGGAAAGGGCCAUGUCACCUUGCUUGGUGAUUCUAUCCAUGCCAUGCAGCCAAAUAUGGGCCAAGGAGGAUGCAUGGCUAUUGAGGACAGUUAUCAACUUGCAUUAGAGUUGGACAAUGCAUGGCAACAAAGUAUCAAAUCAGGCUCUCCAAUUGACAUUGAUUCUUCCUUAAAGAGCUAUGAGAGAGAAAGAAGAUUAAGAGUUGCCAUUGUUCAUGGAAUGGCUAGAAUGGCAGCUAUGAUGGCUUCCACCUACAAGGCAUAUCUUGGUGUUGGUCUUGGGCCAUUAGAGUUUUUGACCAAGUUUCGGAUACCACAUCCUGGAAGAGUUGGAGGAAGGUUUUUUAUUGACAAGAUGAUGCCUUUGAUGUUGAACUGGGUAUUAGGUGGCAAUAGCUCCAAACUUGAAGGCAGACCAGUAUGUUGCAGGCUCUCAGACAAAGCAAACGACCAGUUACACAGAUGGUUUGAAGACAAUGAUGCACUUGAGCGUGCCAUUAAUGGAGAGUGGAUUUUAUUACCAUGUGGAGAUGAAGCAGGUCCUACAAAACCUAUAUGUCUAACUCAAGAUGAGAUGAAACCCUGCAUAAUCGGGAGCAUGCAGCAAAAAGAUCAUCCAGGCAGUUCAAUUAUAAUACCUUUACCCCAGGUUUCUCAAAUGCAUGCAAGAAUUAACUAUAAGGAUGGCGCCUUCUUCUUGACUGAUUUGAGGAGUCUACAUGGCACCUGGAUCACAGACAAUGAAGGAAGACGGUACAGGGUGCCUCCAAAUUAUCCUGCUCGCGUCCGUCCAUCUGAUGUGGUUGAGUUUGGUUCUGAUAAGGCUUCAUACCGUGUUAAGGUGACAAGAUCUGCUUCAAGUGAGUCUGAAAAGGAAGGAACAAAACUUUAUCAGAAAGUAUGAUUACGAUUCUGUUCAGUCACAAUUUGUCUUAUAAGUUACAGAAAAGUUGUACAGCAUAAAAGUCGGAGCCGUAGAGCCAACACCUCCAUUCCUUUAGUGCAGGGUAUAAUACACUGCCAAUCAUUUAGGAUCUGAACAUUUUAUACAAACUUUUGAUUGUGAUUAAGAGAAUGGAAUUACACCUACUGCUGGUUCAAUAAAAGAAAAUUGAUUUCAUGUCUCCAAUCUCUUUGUAUCUUUCCUUGAUUUGAAUCCAAGUCUUUUUACUUGAAUGGCUUAGCCAAGUUCAUGACAGAUGUUUAUAGCAUGGAUGGUGCUCUUAUGUUGCAAUCUAAUUCUGUUGGCAAUGUUCUCUUUUUUAUCAA